AUUGACGCAUGCGCACAGGAGACCCAGGACCAGUCGAGGAGAGCGCACGCGUCCUCAACGUUCGUUAUUUUGUAUUUCUUCCUUGUGCUGAGGUUUGCUAUUUAGGUACUUCAUGCUGAACUGUGGCUGUUCAAGAUCACAACAGUUGUGACAUUUGCGUUCAAUCCCAAAUGCCUCAAUUCAGAGAUGGUUUCUCCGUUAGCACAUUGAUGCCAAAUUGAACAACAUGUCUUCCAAUUCCAUUCUCCUGUCCUCAACUCUUUACCGAUGUGGCGUCUGCUUCAACUUGUUCUCAUCCCAGGAGGAAUGUUACAGUCACAUUGUGACACAUGAAGCCGGCAAGAUAACAACUGAAGAAGAUGCCCUAGCUAGCAAAGACGAAGAGACUAGCAAAGACGAAGAGACUAGCAAAGAAGGAGAGACUAGCAAAGACAAAGAGACUUCUGUCUCUCAGCCUUCAGAAGCUGUCAUCCAGCAAGAAAAAUCUGUUCCUGAUUCUGAAGAAGGCGUUGACAUUUCGGGACAAGUCAUUCUGACUGAAGCGGAUUCCCAAAAAUUCAUGGUCAUGCUGGAUGCAGGAAUGCAAAAUGAAAGUGAUCAUGUGAAAGAAAAUGCAUUGGAAGAAAAAGGGGAUGGCGAUGGUAAGAAAGGAUCAGAAAUAGUAACUGUCAGGAAAAAUAAUGCAGGGGAGAUAACUUCAAUUAAGGUUGGGAGAGUUGGAGAGGAUGGUGGUGAUGUUGAGAAAGAUGUUGAGAUGGUGACUCCAUCUGAAGGUGGUGCUGGAGAUCCAGAAGGUGGUGCUGGAGAUCCAGAUCCAGUUGAAGUGUGGGUUGGCAAAGUUGGGGACUUGGUUCGGGGACGGCCUAGUCAAAAUGAAGAUCUUGAUAUUGCAGACAUUUUGAUCAACAUCAAGCAAGAAAAGGUGGAUUGUGAAAGUCCUGAAGAACGGGCAGCAAUUCAGGUUCUAGCAGAAGGUCGAGCUGAAGCAGGAAUAAGUGACCUUACCCUUCUGGCGAGCCAGAUUACCAAAAGUGAAAAAGUUGAGACACAGUUGUUGGUGUCAGCAGAGGGUGUAAGUAAAGAUCCAACCCUCAGAACAAAGAAAAAGAAAAAGAAGAAAGGGCGCAAGAUUAAAAAGGAGGCUUCCAAGGGUCCUGUUGUUAGAAAAAAAAAGAAUGUCGAAAAUGAAGGUGAAGAUUUAGAAAAUGCUCAUGCAUGCAAAUAUUGUGGGAAGAGGUAUGCAAUUAUGAAAAGUUUGAAGUAUCAUGAAAGAACACACGACUCUGAGAACCUUCUGUAUUGUGAUAUAUGCAAGAAGGGUUUUGUGAAACCGUCUCAGCUAGCUAACCAUAAGAAGAGUCACAUUGCCCGCGAAGAGAGGCACAAGGAUGACUUAAGAAGUUUCAAAUGUAAAUAUUGUGAAAAGGAGUACAGGAUUGAGAAGAGCUUGAAGCAUCACGAGAAGGUCCAUGAAGUUGGACAUCGACACUGGUGCAGCAUCUGUAACAAGAACUUCUUCAAACCCAGUGACCUGUCCCGACACAAGAAGGUUCACGAACCGCUGUCGAAGUGUUACAUUUGUAACAAGCCUUUUCGAGAUCCAUCCAAAUUGGAAAUUCACGUUCGGAAGCACCCUGAGUUGAUGCUUCUCGAGAGCAAAGGACAGCAGCGAGUUUCUAAGUCCAGUGUUUUACAUUGUAAGUACUGUUACAAGAGAUGCAUCAGUUUCUCCCAGCUAUGCAACCAUGUCCGCACACACACAAAGGUCAGACCUUUCUCCUGUGACAUCUGUGGAAAAACUUUCAACCGAGUCAGCAACAUGAGACUUCAUAGAAAACUCCAUUCUGGUUUAAAACCUUUUGAGUGUACUAAGUGUAAAAUCAACUUUGCUGAUUGGGCGAAUCGGAACCGCCACAUGAAAAAGUACCAUGAUUGUGCUGAUGCGCUUCCUGUGAAUUACAAACCCAGAGCUUCAAAAGUCUCGGUCAUGAAAGACCUACCACCACCACCUAAAUUUAAAGUGAAACGAGAGGCUUUGGUUGCUGAGGUUUUGAAUGCGUACGAGGAUUUGGAUAAUAGAUGUGGGGAAAGCAGUGUUGUAGACCUGAAGGGUAAAACUAAGAGUUUGGUUCAGUGUAAAACAGUGGAAGGAAUUCCACAGCAGGUUCAAGAGAUGAUAUCUUUCAGCGACAACCUGUCCGGUGUUCCCGUCAAAGUAGUUGCGAACUCAAGUGUCCAGAAUACACCGGCUAGUUCGGAACAGGUGUAUGUUGUGUUCGAGGACAAUCCGUCAAUAUGCUACGUGCUUGAGUAUGAAGGGGACAAAAAUGCAGCCAAGGUUGAGGUCGAUUCCAUUCCAAGCGCGUCCACUUCGGUUGAGUCUGCAGGGAACGGCCUCGAGAUGCUGGUGAACCAGAGUGAGGCCGUUCAGCUGCUGCCCACGAUGUACGACCCUGGGAAGUUGACGGUGGAGAUGGUGGAAGACAUCUCUGUUGAUCCAGUGGAAGAAGAGUCGGAGGAGGACCCCUCGCUGGAUGAUGCCAAUUCCGAUAUUUCCAAUAAAUCAAAUAAUUAUGUGGCGAGGGUACCGAAAGUACCGCAUCCAGUGAUAAAGAAGGAAGAGGAAGAAAAGAGAUUCUGUUGUGGUGUUUGUGGGUUGCGCUUCAAACACAGAGUGACUCUUCGAUUUCAUAACAAGAAGCAUACAAAGGAGGGAGCCAUAUAUUGCAAAAUAUGCAACGCUGAAUUUUUCCGUAAAUCCAGAUUGAAUGUUCAUAUGCGGGAUCACACAGGAGAACGGCCAUAUAAGUGUCCGGAGUGUGAGAAGUCCUUCAAAGUGUCAUACGAUCUGACGGUUCAUAUGAGAACGCACACUGGCCAGGGCACUAUCAAGUGUGAUCACUGCGGCAAGGUGUUCUACACGAGGCGAGCCCUGAAUGCCCACAUGAGGAACCAGAGCAACGUGAAGCCUUACUCAUGUACGAGAUGUGGCAAGCUGUUCAAGCGUUCUGACCAAAGGAGACGUCACAUGCUCACCCAUACAGGUUCCUUGCCGUUUAAGUGUCACUUGUGUGAUCGCAGCUUUGGGGAUUCCUCCAAUAGGAAAAGACACGUUAUCAAAGCUCAUGGAAAGAAUGCUCUCGAGACUCUACCCAAAGACAGAGUUUCCUUAACUAAAGGUUUAGAGAAGUGAGUUCUAUGGUCAACGUUCCCUGUAGAUGUUAUCUGCUUUCGUCAGGACAAUUCUUGGGGACUUCUGUCUGGUCGUCUUUUGUAUAGGAAGAGUAGCAGACUUCUUGGAUGAACUCUUUCCUUGAUGAGAGUGCCAUGAUGUGCGUUACAUUAUGUGCAAUGAUCUAAUGUGGACGCCUCGUUUACAAAACAAGCAUCAGGUCACAACAAAUUAAUUAUUUCUUCUUCAGGAUGUGGCUUGUCUGCUUUGGCAAAUUUUCUUAACUUUAAUAACACUAGUAAACAUGGUAAAAGGCACAUCAUACUAUGCUUUUACUUCAAAACAAUUUCCAAUAUUGCAUCAAGAUGUAGAUGAGUAAGCACUGUAAGACCUAAUUCAAAGAUCACUGAUCAAUGAGACAUUGUUAUCAUGGUUAUUUCCAUCUGGCAGGGAAAUAAAUACCUUGAAAAUUAAAAAAACAAACUCUUGUAAUGGUAAUUUGGAAAAAUCUGUGGAGGAAGUAAUUAAUAUUUUGUGCCCUGAAUCAUGCUAAACAAUCUGUGAGAGGAGAUUGACCUAGAAACCUUGCAUCACUUAGCAUGUGGGGAACAAGGCGGACAGGAAUUCGUAUAUUGUAACAUAAUUAUGUACUGAUUUUGCUUCCCUUACCCAGUCCAGGAUCUGCUGAUCAAGGGUGCAAAUCAGAGAUUCAAUCCGGUUAUGAUCCUUGGUUUGUAGACAAAGGAUUUCAACAUCUACGACCAAUGUCACUGAGGGCUUUCCUCCAACAUGCCCUAAUUGCACAAAUACCGUUCAAAGUGGUGUUAAGCAUGCUAUUCAAGCAUUGGCCAGGUAACUGCCUUGAUCUUGUAUGACAGCUUUGGAAAGUGGCAGUUGUGGCUACCCUAGCGAAGUGACAGAACUUAAGCCUUGAUUGAACCUGACAGUUAGUUGUUUUUCUGUUACUAUUGUUAUGAUACUAUUUAUAUUUCUAAAUAUUGGUUACUGUACAGAUGACGUUCAUGGUUUACAUGAUAAUUUUUAAUUAUAUCAGUUCAUGUUUUCUUCAACAUCGUUCAAGUUCAUUGUGUUCAUUAGCUAACAGUAAGAAUACACAUGGAAAGACAUCAAGUGUUAAGUCACAGCCCUGCUAGUAAGUCUGCUAAUAAGGUCAAAAAGAUUCACCAGGCACCUUAAGCUAUAUGAUAUGAUAUAAUAUAUGACAUUACAUGAUUAAAUAUUAAUAUGACAGUGUUCCAAAAUAGGGAUGGUCCUAGGGUCUUUGAGGUCUCCUGGUGGCCUUGAGGUCUUUUGUGGUGCUUGAGGUCCUUGGGUCCUUGAGGUCUUCUUGGGUCCUUGAGGUCUUCUUGGGUCCUUGAGGUCUCCUGGUGGCCUGAGGUCUGGUGGUCUUUGAGGUCUUCUGUGGUCUUUGAGGCCUUCUAGUGUCCUUUAAGCCUGGGGUCCUUGAGGUCUUCUGGGUCCUUGAGGUCUUCUGGGUCCUUGAGGUCUUCUUGGGUCCUUGAGGUCUCCUUGUUUAACUGUUAACAUUAGUGUAAUGACAUUAGGACCCCUUGACGCUCAUGCUUACUUUCACACACAAGAUCUUAGUCAGUGAUAGAAAUUGAUAUUAGUUUUCCCUUGUCCACAGAAAUAUUCUGCUUCAGAAUUGCCAUAUACCUAAUAGUCAAGUAGUAGCUCUGGGAAUUGUCGCAAAUCCUUCCUGAAAUUGGCCUCAGACUUGUGAACUUUGUUAAUUUCCAAUCCCUCUUUAAAACCUUCUAUUAUUCAAAUUUCUUUUGUAAGCCAUCAUGCUAAUUUCCUUACAAGGUGCGAAUGAUAUUGUGUCAUGAUGUGUAAUGUUGUUUAUGAAUUGCCAUGUCACCUGCACACCAACGCGUAUCUUGCUUGCAGCUGUUGUCAUGUUGGCCUGGUUUGGUCCGGGUUAGUUCCAGUUGGUUCUGGUUGGUCCUGGUUGUCGGUACAGUUAAACCUGGGUACUUCCACAGGGCUUGGAUGGUGAUACCACUUUUACAAUAUCUCGUCUAGGAUAUGAUUGUCAAGAUUUGCUUGAUUCUGUUUUAGAAUAGGUAUUCAGAAGACCAAACUUGUGGAUAUGGUUGGUUUUUUAACAAAGUUAUACUGUAUUAAUGUACUGUAUGUUGAAAGGACAUUGUUUAGAAAAGGGCUACUAUUUGGUAAGAGUUAAAAAGAUAGUUUAUUUUAUUCUUUUACAAAUAUUUUUGAAAAAAAACAACAAAUGACUGAGAAUAGUGUUUCUUAAGUCCAUGAUGUUUAAUUGAAGUAGUCAAGAAGAAUACAGAAUCACCACUUGGAAAUAUGAUAUACUGCUCAAAAGAAGUUAAAGAACAUCCUAUUUCUUCAUAUGACAAUCGUUAAUUUGCCAUGACGGGGUGAUCUGUAACUUCUUUUGAGUAGUAUAUAGGAGAUAAAAUAAUGAUAUAGGUUCCUGUUAAUAUUCUCUGCCUUCCUUGCUUUUGGGGGCGGUGGGUAGCCUAGUGGUUAAAGCAUUUGCUCAUCACACCGAAGACCCGGGUUUGAUUCCCCACAUGGGUACAAUGUGUGAAGCCCAUUUCUGGUGUACCCCGCCAUGAUAUUGCUGGAAUGUUGCUAAAAGCGGAGAAAAACCCAUCUCACUCACUCACUCCUUGCUUUUGAUGAACCACAUGUAAAUGUUACAAGGUCCUGUCAGAAGAUUAAUGAAGCUGAAAGAACAAAAGGUUUAUCAUUUACAGGGCGGGGUGAUUGAGAACCUAAUUAGUUUACACAUUAACCUUAUGGUACUGAUGCAUUAUACUGGACACCAAUCCACCAUGUUUGUUUGAUGCUACUAAUAAAGUAUUUUGUAUCUA
Haliotis rufescens (red abalone) is the source of this 6042-nucleotide messenger RNA. Its product is annotated as RB-associated KRAB zinc finger protein-like. NCBI's taxonomy places the organism in Eukaryota, Metazoa, Mollusca, Gastropoda, Lepetellida, Haliotidae. The record is from RefSeq and is a predicted model, not a curated record. The transcript has 2 exons. Bases 227 to 3193 code for a protein of 988 amino acids.